CGUUUCCUGACACCGGCGCUAUUCUCCGCGAACAGCCUGGGAAAAUAAAAGUGCGUGGGCUCCGGAGCCGGAGAAAGGGCUGCCGCACACCGCACGCUGGGAGCAGCGCCGUGCAUCCCGGUGCGAGCGUGGUGUACGGACAGUGCAGGUCCAGAAGCGCGGCACUGGGUGGAUCCUGUGCGUGAUCAUCCCUCGCAGGCUGUGAAUGUGGGCACCAUGAGCAAGACUCCCCCCAACCGGCGAGGGAUAACAUUUGAGGUGGGAGCGCAGCUGGAGGCUCGGGACAGCUUGAAGAACUGGUACGCGGCCAACAUCGAGAAGAUCGACUACGAGGACGAGAAGGUCCUGAUCCAUUACCGCCAGUGGAGCCACCGCUACGACGAGUGGUUUGACUGGGCCAGCCCAUACCUCCGGCCCGUGGAGCGGAUCCAACUGCGUAGGGAAGGCCUUCAGGACGACUGCCCCAUCCCCGGCUUUCAUGUAAACGAUAAGGUUCUAGCCAGCUGGUCCGAUUGCCGCUUCUACCCUGCCAAGGUUAUAGCCGUCAACAGAGAUGCUUCCUACACUGUGAAGUUCUACGACGGCGUCAUCCAGACGGUUAAAGGGAUUCACGUCAAGCCGUUCAUCAGAGAGAGGAAGGGGGGGAGGUCGAGGGCCAGUGACAGGAGCCAGGAGAAGCCGCCCAGCCGGAGGGCAGUGAGGAGUCGUCAGGGGAAACCAGUAGAGAACGGCCAGAACCAGAGGGGGCGGCCCAGCAGCUCGGAUCAGGACCAGGAGAGUGAGAGUGAGGAGGACGAAGAAGAGGAGGACGGCGACGACGGACGGGAGAGGAGUGAGGAUCAGCCCCGUGGUGACGAGACGGCGGGCAAACGGGAGAGAGGCAUGAAGCGCCGAACCUCCGAGGGGGAGACCCGGGGGGAGCAGAGGAAGAGGAGGACUGCAGAGAGGAAGAGGCCGACGGAGAGGAGCCGGGAGCUGGAGUCAGAGGGAGUCGCCCUGAGUAAGGAAGAGAGCGCCGUCUCAGAGAGGAGGGCCGUGGGGGAAGUGCAAGGAGGUGGGAGCUCAGGGGAGUGGCUGGGAGAGAACUCCUGCACAGAAAGCAAGGAGGCGAGCGAAGAGGCGAACAUGUCAAUGGGGAUACAAGCCUGCGAGGAGGGAGGAGCGCAGGGCACCUCUGGGGAGGACAUGCAUCAGGAGGCAGUGACCAAGGUGGAGGAUGAGAGAGGGGAUGGCAAGGAAGAGGACAAGGAGGCUGCAGCGGCACAGUGCCACCCGCUGGGCAGGAGGACCCGACACCGCCUCUCCACAGCGAGGUGGGCGGAGAAUGCAGAUGGUGGUGUCCUGGAGCUCCGGAAGAGGCGGAUCUCCCUCGGACAGUCCACACCCUCGAAGAGAAGCAAGUCGGACGCUGCCGCAGACAAGGACAGCACCACAGAACCAAAACCCGCUGAGCCCCCAAGUAAGGGGAUGUCUGAGUCAGGACCUGACCCUGCCCCUCCAUCCUCUGCAUCAACCACAGACAGCAAGGAGGGGUCUGGGGACACUGGCCAGUGGGGGGAACCCAGUCACCCUAGAGAUGGGGAGGCACCAGCGCCCCCUGCCAAAGUACCUGUGAGGCGGCAGGCUAAUAACCCUAACAGGUUCAGCCGGGAGCCACUGUACAGAGUCAUCAAAAACCAGCCCCCACCCGUUCUCUUCAUCAACCUCGACCACAACCCAUUCAAAUGUGAGGUUCCCAACUGCCUCAAGUCUUUCCGUAAGGCUAAGCUACUUCACUACCACAUGAAGUACUACCACAGCGGGGACGCCGUCCAGGAGGGGGCGCUGAGCCCUGGGUGUGGUAUUAAUACGCGAGCGUCUGACAAGCAGAGUGCUGGUGCGUUGCCCAAGAGCCCCAAGAGGAGGCGGACUGUGUCUGCUUCCAUGCACUCCUCCAUGCACAGCCCUCAUCGCACCCCCCAGUCCCCCCGUGGUGGUGGCAAGGCGAGCAUUAGGCCAGUGGAGAAGCGCCGCACGUCGGCACCCCCUGCUGUCCACAUGCAGAAUACCCAGAGAACGUUGCUCCGGGAGAAGAUCAAAGAGAACCACGUGGAGAAGGCUGGCCGCAGGCCGCAGGAGAGGGACAGGGGCGACAUAGAGACGGCUCUCCUCAAACCUCGGGAGGACGGCAGGGAAAAGAAGCACGAUUUCCUCCGAAUCAAGCUGAAAAAGAAGAAGAAGAAGAAGAAGAAGUCCAAGUCUGCGUACACGGGUAGUGAGGAGAACAUUGACAUCUCGCUAUUUGGCUUCCCGCCCAAACUGAGCUUGUCGCAUAAAUUGCCCCCCUCACACAAACACAAGUUUGAGUCGCACGGCUGCGGCACAGGGCAGCUCAGCAAAGGGCUGAUCCGCGUGGACGUAGAUGAAGCCAGCGGCAGCGACUGGUCGUCUGACAGCCUCGGCUGGAGCGAGGAUGAGGUGGAGCUGGAUGUGACCACGCCCUCUCAGGACCUUGCCAUCUCCAUGGCGAUGGAGGACUCUGACAUCGUGCGGUGCGUCUGCGAGGUGGAGGAGGAGAAUGACUUUAUGGUGCAGUGCGAGGACUGUCUGUGCUGGCAGCAUGGUGUCUGCAUGGGGCUUCUGGAGGAGAGCGUGCCGGGGAAAUACGCCUGCUACAUCUGCAGGGAUCCGCCAGGCCAGCGGCAGAGCCAGCGGUACUGGUGCGACCGGGAUUGGCUGAGCAGCGGUCACAUGUACGGCCUGCCCUUCCUGGAGGAGAACUAUUCGCAUCAGAACGCCAAGAAGAUCGCUGCCACGCACCAGCUUCUGGGGGACGUGCACCGCGUGGCUGAGGUGCUCAGUGGCCUGCAGCUGAAGAUGAGCGUCCUGCAGAGUCAGACCAGCCCCGACCUGAAGAUGUGGCGGCAGCCCUGGAGGCAGGCAGAGAAACCCAAGAGGAGGAGCCUGGCUGGGGGUGUGGCCACAUGGUCCCCACUGCCGAGCGACGUGGAGGAGAAGGGCGGGGCGGCCCCAGAGGCCACAGCGACAGACAGAGUGCCGCCACGCCCCCUGCAGGCCUCUUACAUCAGCAGCGAGCACUGCUACCAGAAGCCGUGUGCGUACUACCCAGCAGGGGAGCGCCGGCUGGUGGUGGAGACGUGGGGUGGGUCUCCCAGCACGGAGCUGGAGCGCGGCCUGCUCAGUACCGAGGAACCACUGGAGCGUGAGUGUGGCACGGCCCACGGAACCCCGGAUCGGGCCAGACACGGCACGGAGGAGGACGGCCCCAGGUGGAUGCUGGCGGCGUGGGCACGUGAGGAGAGCGUGCUGGGCACCGGCGAGCCAGCAGGGGGUGCUGGCUGCCUGCCACGCCAAUGGCAGAACAACCUGCUGGAUCACAUCGAGGCCGUGCAGGACGAGGUCACCAACCGCAUGGAUUUCAUCGAGAGGGAGCUGGAUGUCCUGGAGAGCUGGCUUGACUACACGGGCGAGCUGGAGCCCCCCGAGCCUCUGGCCCGCCUGCCCCAGCUGAAGCGCCGCAUAAAACAGCUGCUCUGUGAGCUGACCAAAGUGCAGCAGAUCGCUCACUGCUGUUCCACAUGAGGGCGCCGUUGAGCCUCCACCCUCCCCCACGCCCACAACCUGAAACUUUCAGUCAGAACCAUCAUGUCUGCAUACAGAGCAGAUUUGCAUCCAGACUGGUUAUUUCCGGUGCCCUACAGGUACAAGAACCUGACUUUGGAGACGGGUGCUGGGUGGUGGUUGAGGGGUGGGGUUGGGUCUCCAGGAUGUGGAAGGCAAGAUGUCCAAGAAAAGAGCCAGAGACUCUCUAGAGGAGCGUGUACCUUACUGUGCUCAAAAAACGGAAAACAACCCCUAUAAAGCAGCUGGAGUCUUUUGGUCCUUGAAGGUCCCCGGUUUAAAAAAAAAAGCAAAAACAAACUUCAAGCGUCAUUUUAAUGACACUUAAGGCAGUUUUAAUGUAUCACUGUUCUUAUAAGCAGUGCAUGUUAAACUGUCUUCCUUUACAGAAUAGCCAGUCCUUAUUAUAGGUGUCGCUAGACAGUUCCAAAUGCCUCCGCUCACUUCUGCCCCCCCCCCCCCAGCUAUAAACACUCCAUAUGCCCUCCAGCGGUCCUGGGGGACAAGCUUCCUCCUUUGUUCGCGUAUCAGAAAAAUGACCAAGCCGCCUUUAGCGCGUCCAAACAAACUUUAUUGCUGGGAAUCAUCUUUCAAAGUCCUGUAUUUCAAACAGGCGUACCAUUAUUUACAGCACCAGCUGUAUUAUAAUGAGUUCUGCUUGUUCUCCACUAAAGAGCCAUUGGGUGCCAUUUUUACAAAAUGGUAGCAAACGUAGGAGGUCACAUGGUAGGUCACAUGCUACAGUGGCCAUUCCAUGUCUUGGCAGGGAGAAGAAAAAAUUAGUAACGAUAAGUGUUACUUUGUGUUUUUGGUACCUUUUGAUUAAAAUAUUUCUAAAACGGCUGGUUGGCUGAAUGUCUUUUAGGGUUUAUAUCAAAAGAUGCUUUGCAAUACUCAAUUGUUUAAUCAAAAUCCUAUAAACAAGUAAUGUUACCUUUAUAUUGUAAAGGUAGCAGAAUUCCUCAGAACUGAGUUUUUGAAUGGUGAGGAUGUGUGCUUUCUCAAAAAAAAAGAAAUAAAUUCCAAUAUUUAUUGUUUAAAUAGCGUAUUUAGCCAAGACCAUAUCCGUCCACGUUGUAUGAAAUGCCUUCACCUGCUGACCUUGGUGUCACUGUUUUCUAUGGAAAGUCGUACGAUCGGGUGAGUUUACAUUAUACAUGUUAGUGGGAUUUCUGUCGUAUCAUACUUUUAUUCCGCAAUGUCAGUGUUUUUACAGUUAUUUUCAAUGCCUUCCGAUUGUACAUAAUUUUUUAUUUUUUUUUUUUUACUGUGGUUUGCUUUGUUCUCUAAACGUUUUAUUUAUUGCGGAUCAAAAAGUUAAUUUAUUUGAUUCCCCCACCCGCCCCCUUUUUGGACGCAAUGCUGUGUUAGGGUGUGGGUUGUCUUGAGCUUGAUUUGACAGCUGUCCUGUUAGGAAAAAGAAAUAGCUUUUUUAUGUUAUCUUUACAUGUUUUGUAGUAGGUCAUUUAGAGGUAAAAGGAGAUGCAAAGCAUUUUUUUAUUUUUUUUUUUGCACGGCGUUUCACAGUGUCCGUUACCGUCUAACGGGAGUUCUGUCGGCUGGUGGGGUAACCAUGUGUCUGGCUGGGACACUAGCGGUCAUUUUCCUCGCUUCCUUCCUCAUCGUGUCUUCUGUGGUAGUGCUGAUGUCCGUUCUGUUAAGCUGCUGUUGAUAGAUUCAACUUAAAGAGUUUGUGUAGAUAUUUUGUUCACUCUGCAGAGGAAGGGGAACACACCGCACCGCCUUCUGUUAAAAUUCACUACUGUAGACUUACACGGAUGUCAAGCCAUAGAAAAAAUGCAUUUUUGUUUAGCAUUACUUUCUGUGUACCCCCAUUUGACAUUAUGAAGCAGUAUGUUCUUUUGACUGAAAAAUCUGGGUUUUUUCUGAGGUGAUUGCGAGAAAUUCUACUGGACUUGAUGUUUGUACAGCUGGAUUCAUUACUGGCAGUAAUAUUUUGACAAAACUGUUGCAACGUCCUCGACUAAUCCAAGAAAAUAAACAGUCUUUUCCAAAAAGUUCUCUGGAA
Molecule: messenger RNA, 5650 nt
Organism: Paramormyrops kingsleyae
Lineage: Eukaryota; Metazoa; Chordata; Actinopteri; Osteoglossiformes; Mormyridae
Product: PHD finger protein 20-like
Biological process (GO): regulation of transcription by RNA polymerase II
Cellular component (GO): NSL complex; MLL1 complex
Source: RefSeq, a predicted model, not a curated record